This is a messenger RNA of Anguilla rostrata (American eel), 2249 nucleotides long. Its product is annotated as leucine-rich repeat-containing protein 24. The record is from RefSeq and is a predicted model, not a curated record. NCBI's taxonomy places the organism in Eukaryota, Metazoa, Chordata, Actinopteri, Anguilliformes, Anguillidae. Gene Ontology annotation, cellular component: extracellular matrix. The transcript has 5 exons. The coding region runs from base 144 to 2102 and encodes 652 amino acids. Gene Ontology annotation, molecular function: protein binding.
UUGGGGACUGAACCGCUCACUUGAAUCAUGUGAGGGCUGCACUUUAAACCUCUGCAGGGAUGAAGCGGGGGAGCAAAAACAUAAGUAUGAUGUGGUAAGAAAUUGAAUUAAAUUAUACUACAACUCUACAGCUAGAAGAAUUAAUGGAGGUUCGGGAAUUAUCAUCAAGCAGAGGGCUUUUGCUACUCUUUGCAUUGCUUUGUGGAGUCAGACGGUUUACCAAAGCAAAUCCAACUGCCCCUUGCGAAUGGGCUGCUACCCACCUUGGGUAUGAUCCUCUGGCUUUUACCUGCACUGGUCUGGGCCUGAAAAUUAUACCUUCAGAAUCGUCCACUCACGCUCUCGCUCUCGACUUGAGCUUCAGCGGCAUCCGAAGGUUUGACUUCACCCGUGUACCACCAAUAGCCAAAGUGAAUCUGAGCCACAGCUGUAUCGCUGAGGUCCAAAAGACUGCCUUUGCUGGGUUCUCGGACCUGGAGGAGUUGGACUUGAGCAACAACUGUCUCCAAAUCAUAAGAGAUGGGACACUUAAAGGGCUCGGACGACUGAAGACUUUGGAUCUCAGACACAACCGGAUAUCAGAGGUUCACUGGAAUGCAUUCACUGGCUUAGAUGCAGUGCAGACAGUUUGGCUGCAGAACAACAAACUCGACACCAUCCCGGAAGCGAUAAGUGGACUCGCAGACCUUCGUGUGCUCUCCCUGGCAAACAACCAGAUCUCCAGGGUGGAUUCAAGGAGUUUCCACGGUUGCCGAAGUCUGACUGCACUGCAUCUACAACACAACAGAAUUUCUGCACUUUCUGUGGAUGCAUUCAGGGACCUCAUGAAACUGCAGAUGCUGAACCUGGGUACUAAUCUGCUGGAGACAAUCCCUGGUUCCACCCUCGAAUCCCUGUGGGGACAGGGCACGGACAUACGUUUCUACGGCAACCCAUGGAGGUGUGACUGCGGUCUGACAGAGCUGCGAGUUCGGGCACCCACCUGGCUGACGGGCAGAGUUUGGUGUCAUGGGGGCCCCCUGCACGGUGUUCCCUUGUCCUCUCUCGGUUUGGGGCAGCUGGUGUGCAAGAGGACAUUGAGGGUCUCCCAAACCCUGACAGCCAACAUCAUGGAGGACAGGGGCCUGAGGAUACCGUGUGGAAAUGGGAGCGAAAGAGGGGAGGCGCAGUACUGGCAUACUCCAUUUGGACGGUUGGAGAACAGCAGUGUUCAGAGCAGCGGGGAGCCAGUGGCGAUGCUGAGAGAUGGCAGUAUAAAGAUCACCAGCGCAACCCGUUACCACACUGGCCUGUACUACUGCCUCUGGGCGGCUAGAGACGGCAGGGUCAUCCUCCCCUACAGGGUGGAGUACACGCACAGCGCCGUAUCUGGUGGGCCAAGACCGAGGAAGACCAGGGAAGCCGAAGGGUACCAGGAAACCGUGUCUGCCGAUCACUUCGUUGCCGCGGUGGCGAGCGGCGCGGUGGUCGCCUUCCUGGUGGGGUUCGCUCUUGGCGCCUUCAGCAGGACCUACCUGAGCCGGGGCUUCCACAGGCUGACCCGACGGCAACGGCAGGACAGCGGCGGGGUCCACAUGGGCACGUUGCCAUGGCAGUACGAGAACGAGACCUUCCGGAAAGACGGAGGGCCCAAGGACACGUCGUCGUCCGAAGGCACCCCCUCCGUAACCUCGCCCCCGGAGGCAAACGCCAGCCUGGGCGCCGCCUACCUGGAGGGCAGCGACAGCGGCAGGGAGAGCCAGGGGGGGGAGGAGGCCCAAACCGGAGAGGCUGGCAGCGGAGGCGCCCGCGAGCAGGGGGGACAGGACCGGGGCGGGUCUGCCGAGACGGACCCCGGCAGCGAGCGAGGAGUCAGGCCGUCCAAGCGCAGGGUGAUCAAGGUCUACAACUACGACGAGGAGGGCAACAAGUACGGCCACGUCCGGGACUCGGGGGACGAGGGCGCGCCCGGGAUGAAGCACAGGACUCUGUCUCUCACGCGACUCAGCACCAUCAUGGCCGCCGCCACCGGGCCGGCAUUCAGCAGAGAGUCACCGCAGGGGGACACGGAGGAACAGACCGACCCUGGUGACGGCAGACCGGUCUUUAACCUAUCCAUCUGAGUCACUUCACUACUGCUGCUCAGACAUGAAUUAAAGAUAAUGACCAAUGCAGGAGAGCAUAAAUGUUGGAAUAUGUCACUUCCAUAUACCUCCAGUAGAUGGUGCAAUAAAACUUUGCAAUAAAAGCUGGAAAUUACACUGAACAAA